Tremella mesenterica DSM 1558 is the source of this 849-nucleotide messenger RNA. RefSeq lists its product as uncharacterized. Lineage: Eukaryota; Fungi; Basidiomycota; Tremellomycetes; Tremellales; Tremellaceae. The record is from RefSeq and is a predicted model, not a curated record. The transcript has a single exon. The coding region runs from base 1 to 849 and encodes 282 amino acids.
AUGUUCUUCUUCGAUUACUUCAAACCUUCCCCUCCCCUCACCACCCAUUCUGUCAAAGUCUAUCAUUGUCCCAAGAUGGCUUCGGCUCAACUUGAUCGUCAACGUCAUCGAGAAACAGGAUACAAACCUCUUACCAAACCACAAUCCAAGUAUUCCAAGACGCGUCUCACCAUUCAAACCACAAUUGAUACUAAAGACAAGAACAAUCGGAGAACCGUGCGUUUCUCUGAUGAUUCUUCCCUUUCUUCGUCUCCUUCAUCAAUAUUACUCGUCACUCCUACUUCUUCACCUCGAACGUCAAGUUUUCCAUCCCGUCUUUCUUCCCCUCUCAACUACACUUCGAAAUAUACUCCUACUUCCAUGCUAUCGAACACACGAAACCCCUCACCGAAAGAUCUCGAACACAAACCAUUGAAAGGAAUCCUUCGUACGUCUUCUAAAAACCGACUCUCCACAAUUGUCCCGUCUACAAGUUAUCACUCUGAUCUCCUACACAAACCUCGGACAAGAGAAGGAGAAUGGAAGAAUUUAUGGAGAGAGAGAAGGGAGAAAAGGGAUAUAUGUGAAAUUAACAGUUUUCCUUGUUGUCCAAGACCAAAAGAAGAAGAAUGGAUUCAUCGUUUGGAGAAAUUACAAGAAUGGAAUGAAGGGGAAAAUAAUUUAUUGGAUCAUAUUCAACAAGUUUAUGGUGGAUCCGAUGAAUAUGAGAAAGAAGUAUUCAAUGGUCUUUCUGAACAACCACAUCCUAGGAUACAAAAGACUAAGAAGUCUACAACGAAGAAGGAAGUGGUGGAACCGGUAUGUACCAAGAUGGUGAUACAAGGGGAGAUUGAGAAAUAUUGUCUUUGA